Molecule: messenger RNA, 3802 nt
Organism: Scomber japonicus (chub mackerel)
Lineage: Eukaryota; Metazoa; Chordata; Actinopteri; Scombriformes; Scombridae
Gene: arhgef18a
Product: rho/rac guanine nucleotide exchange factor (GEF) 18a
Exons: 21
Coding region: 337-3240 (967 amino acids)
Biological process (GO): regulation of Rho protein signal transduction
Cellular component (GO): plasma membrane
Molecular function (GO): guanyl-nucleotide exchange factor activity
Source: RefSeq, a predicted model, not a curated record
UGUCCCUGCGUUUAGUGGGAGUUGUUGACAGCCAUAAUCUUACCUGUCCUUUCUCUUUCUGUUUUUGCUGCUGGGAAUAAACCAACAAACAAAGUCACCUCUGGCUCUCGGUACGUCGUGCUGCUGCUUCAUGUCAACACCAGUGUCAUGAGGAAACUGUGGUAGACAUAACGUGGAAAACCGACAAAGCAGAAAUAUACUCAAACAAGCUCUGCCACCCUAUGGCAUUCCAGGUUGCUCCUCUAGUCCAGGCAUGACUGUCGCCCCCAAAAACAAAGCACCCAGACUGGUUUCUCCUCUUCCAACGACACAAGCCCCAGAUCCGGUGCGGUGCAGAUGGAUGAGAUCGACGGCCUGCGGUUUAGGCCCUUCUCUGAGGACUCUGUGUCGCUGGCUGAGUCCAUCAACCUCGAAGAUGCCCAUUAUGCUCAGCUGCGAGAAGAGCUAGAGUCUGACGCGCAGAACCUGGAGGCGGAGUCCUGGAGCGUCGCCGUGGACCAGAACUACUCGAAGGCUUUGACUAAAGAGGCUGUUAAAAGACAGGAUGUAAUUUAUGAGUUGAUCCAGACGGAGAUGAACCAUGUACGUACCUUAAAAAUCCUUCUCUUCGUCUACAUGCACAAGCUGAAGCAAUCUCUGCUGAUAGAGGAAGCCAAACUGGAGCGGCUUUUCCCUACAGUGGAUGCCCUGCUCACUCUCCAUCAGCACUUCCUCAACUGCCUCAAACUACGGCAGAACCAAAGCCAGGAGGAAGGAAGCCCAAACAGCUACCAGAUUUUACAGCUGGGGGAUAUUCUCAUCUCUCAGUUUUCAGGAGGGCUGGGAGAAAGGAUGAAGGACUGGUAUGGUGUUUUCUGCAGCCAUCACAGCGAGUCCAUCAGCUCCUACAAAGAGCAGCUACAGAACAAUAAGAAGCUGCAGAGCCUCAUUAGGAAAAUAGGUCAGCUGCCACUUGUGAGACGGUUGGGGAUCCCUGAGUGUUUUCUGUUAGUGACACAACGCAUCACAAAAUAUCCUGUCUUGGUGGAACGAAUCAUUCAGAACACUGAAGCUGACACAGACGAGCACAAGUCUCUGGUACAAGGUUUAGCGCUGAUCAAAGACACCAUCUCCCAGGUGAACGAUCAGGUCUGUGAAUAUGAGAAAUUGGCUCGUCUGAGAGAGAUCUGCCUGCGUCUAGACCCGAAAUCUCAUGGCCGGCUGAAGGAUGGCCGGCAGUUCCGCAGGGAGGAUCUCGUUCAGUGCAACAGGACGCUGCUGUUCGAAGGCACCGUCACCUGGAAGACGUCUGUUAGACAGAAAGAUGUCCAUGCUGUGCUGCUGUCAGACGUGCUCCUACUGUUACAAGAGAAAGAUCAGAAGCUUGUGUUUGCUGCUGUGGAUAACAAACCACCAGUGAUCUCCCUUCAAAGACUGAUAGUUAGGGAAGUGGCCCAUGAGGACAAAGCUAUGUUCCUCAUCUGUGCGUGUACCACAACUAUGCCAGAGAUGUACGAGAUCCACACCGGCUCCAGAGAGGAAUGUAUCUCCUUGAUGGCCCUCAUACGAGACGCAGUGAACAGCUGUCCAGAAGAGGAGGAGGAGCUGUACAGCGAACAGACUGCCAGACUGCAGGGGUAUCAAGACCUUCUUAAGGAGAAGGAUGACCAGAUAAAGCAGAGCCUCACAGAGAAGCUGCAGGUCUUUGUUUCACUUUAUGAGGAAGGGCAAGGGCAGGAAACAGCCCCCAGGGGGCUGCUGCUCCGAGGCGAUGCCACUGACCUCCAGCAGGGGGCGACACUGCUCAAAGGAGCCAUCGAUGAGGUGGAAAACCUGCAAAGCCUGCUGCUCUUAAGAAUAAGAGACCCAAACCCUUCUCUGAAUGAGAAUAAGACACAGGGGGAGAAGCUAAGGAGAGCUGAGACAUUUGGCGUCGCUGACAAUAACUUCACAGCAACCACCAUGAAAAAUGGAGAUGCAGCUGAGAGGCUCGGUGGCAGCGAGUGCAGCUCAGUGUAUGGCGGUCACAACACUAAUGAUCCUCAGCUCCUGGAAAUGCACUACUCUGAGAGCCAGGAGCAGUCUGCUGAUGAAGACAAAGAGAUGCCAAACUGCAAUCCAACAUCUGGAUAUGUCCCUGAGGCAGAGGUGUGUGACAGGGUGAUACUACUCGCACAGAGGCUGUACAGCUUACAAGCCAUCAUCGCCCAGCAGGACAGCCAGAUUGAGCUGCAUCGCACUUUCCAGUUAAAAAACAAGCCAGCCCGUCCGCACAGCAACGUGCUGUUUGAACAGGAGAAGCAGCGCAACCUGGAGAAGCAAAAGGAGGAGCUCGCCAACUUGCACAAGCUGCAGGCCCAGCACCGUGAAGAGCAGCAGCGAUGGGAGAAGGAGAGGGACCGGCAGAGCAUCCAGAUCGAGCGCCUAGAGGCUCAACUGAAAGAGAGGGAGGAGGAAUGCAGGAAAUGGGAGGAGAAGCUCAAUGAGGAGAAGGCAGAGCUGGGGAGGCAGCAGGAAACCUACCAGCAGAACCUGGAGCGGCUGAGGGAGUCCACAAAAUUGGUGGAGAAGGAAGGUGAACGGGUGUCUCAGGAGAAGGACCGUCUAGAACAGCAGCAGGAGAAGAUAAAGAAGUACAUGAGCCACAUUAGCCAGGCACAAGCCAACUAUGACGACCCCACACAUUACCCAGGUCUCUCCAGUUACCAGUCGUUCAGGGGAAGCAUCAUUAACGGAGGUCGGACUCUGACCCCAAAGACCCUGGUCUUGCCCAGCAUCCAGUCUGAUCCCGAAGAAACUCCUCCAAAGGUUCCACCGCGCAAGGAGAGCAUCAGCCCCCUGCCAGUCAAGCCUGAGCUACCCGUCCACCUCAUCAGCACCACCAACCAGGACUACAAACCUGCACCUGUGCAGCAGAAGAUCCCCACAAAGCUAGCCACUCUGUCUAAGGGCAAGGAGAAAGUCAAGACAAAGGGGUCACACCAGAGAACACACAGCGCAGCCUCUAUAGACGUGAACCAGGUGCUGCCCAUCCGAGUGACGGGGAAAGAAGGAGGCAGUCUGCGAGCCACAAGGACUGCCAGUCCUCAAAGAAUCUACCAGUCAGAUGCCUUCAAGCCACCAGGAUCUGCCCACAGUGUGAAAAUGUCUCAGUCCUUCAGCACACACAAAAGGAGCAACAGCGACGCUCCACCACCUCCACCGCCUCCAUUUCCCAAAGAAAUUCUCAAAACGGGAAAAGAGAAGGUAAUAUUUCUUUAAAGUCAAACACCUUGUCCAGAAUAAAGACUUACACGGACACACACACAUGGACAGACUGAUGGAGCUGUUAGAAGACUUUGUCUUCAUGUUGUCCGUGUGUGUCCAGCAUGAACACGCCAUUCACUUUAACUAAACUUUAUCACCGGAAAGAAAGAAACCAGCUGAAUCUGCUGAACUGAAAAAAAGAAGAAAAGAAAUUAUGGACAUUUUUUAUAUGAUAAUGUUUUUUUUGUUUUUUUUUUAAAGCACAAAGCUGGACCCAUUUGCACAGUGGAGAAAAUGAUAAAAGAUUUUAAAGAAUUGUUGCUCGUGCCUUGCCAAAGAGUUUUUUGGAUUCUUAAUCAUUUUUAAUUUUUAAUGAAAGUAGGUUGUAACAGUUAAGCACUCUGUCUUAACUCUGAAGCUUUCUCUCUAAUAAUUUAACGAAUGAUAAACAGCUUGAGGAAGCCUUUAGAAUUAAGAUGCUGAAAUGUCAAGUAUCAUUUUGUCACAAAUAACACUGAACUUUAUACUGUGGACCUGCUAUUGUAAUUAUUAUCAAAUCCUACAGUAGUAUUUUAUG